Trichoderma virens Gv29-8 is the source of this 885-nucleotide messenger RNA. RefSeq lists its product as uncharacterized. Bases 1 to 885 code for a protein of 294 amino acids. Lineage: Eukaryota; Fungi; Ascomycota; Sordariomycetes; Hypocreales; Hypocreaceae. The transcript has 2 exons. Gene Ontology annotation, molecular function: arylformamidase activity. The record is from RefSeq and is a predicted model, not a curated record.
AUGGCGUCGUCUCCAACCAUCCCCGGCCUCAAGUAUGCCAGUCACCAAUACGGCCAGCACCAGCUCCAGCAGGUCGGUGUCUGGCAGUUUGAAGAGCCAGAAGCGGCAGUGUCAACGCCAGCCUAUUGGAUAAUCUUUAUCCAUGGAGGUGGGUGGCGAGACCCCAGAAACACCAUCAAUGACUUUGUGCCGUCCAUCAAGCACAUGUUGGCGCUGGCCGAUCUGCCGAAAUCUGCGGUUCGCGGCUUUGCCAGCCUCGACUACCGUCUGUCUCCGCACCCGCAAUUUCCCCAGGAUCCAGCCUCGACGCCGGCAAAUGAGUUUCGCCAGGCCCAGCAUCCGGAGCAUGCCCAAGACGUCUUGUCUGCGUUGAGGUUCCUUGAUGCCGAAUAUGCCAUUGGAAGCAACUACGUUCUCAUCGGCCACUCAGCCGGCGGCACGCUUGUUCACCAGGUCAUUAUGAACAACGACGCAUCCUGUGCCUGGGGUCCGGCCGCGCCUUUGCCAGCAGCCCUCAUCAGCAUAUCUGGCAUACACGACUUGAGAGGCCUUGCAGACAGGCACGGCGGUGUUUACGACUCAUUCAUCUCCGAUGCCUUUGGUUCAGACAGGCUGGCCUGGGACGCGGCGUCUCCGGCAAAGCUUCCUGGAAGCUACAAGAGCCUGUGCCCCAGUGAACCUCGGCUGUUCAUCUUAGCGACAUCUGCAGAGGACACUCUCAUCGAUGUGGACGAGCUUGACAACAUGGAGGCCAAGCUCAUUAAGGAUGGCAUCACGCCAAUUGCCAUCAGGAACCUCCGCCUUGAGCAUGACAACAUCUGGGAAGACGGCACACAGGUCGCGGAGCUUGUAGCCAAGGCCGUGGCAGAGCUGCAGCAACGCUGA